CGAGGGCCCGAUUCCCUAUAUAACAUGACUUUCAUGGCGCCCAGAUCACUGCUUACUCUCGCUGUCACCGAUCAAAGUCUACAACAUGCAGCAGGAUUCACCUCCAGAUGACUGGCCGUGGGUCAGCGCUCCAGUCAUCGUCAACAACCCUCGUAACUUUCGGCACAGUCACGAUCGGCGCCCUCUAAACAAUGAUGGUAAUCAGAUUACGCCAGAUUUCCCAAGGCAUCACGAGCCAAACCAUCGUUCUACUGGGUUCUGUUCUUGUCCCAUAUGUGAACAUCUUCGUAAUCCUGCUGUGAUACCUUCACCUGCGAUGUUCACAGCUGCGGCCUUACAGCCACCUGUUGUUCCCGGAGCAUCUUAUAACUAUAACUGGGGCCAGCGCUUAUACGAUCCCACGCCCCCGGUGGUCCCACGCGAAUAUCUUGACAAUCCCUCUCCUCCAGUGAUACCCGACUGGACUCCUCCUUUUACUCCUCCUAAUCCCGUCAUUCCGGAGUCGUCUGCUCCUGUGAGCCCACCAGCUCCCAGCACGCCUCCAGUUGUGCCUUUCAUACCCCCUUCCCCCGUAAUACCUACUCCCCCACCUCUGAGCGAAAUCACAUUGCACUACCAGCUUCGCCAACAACUUUACACUUUCCUUGCGGCUUACUCUGGGUAUAUAUAUUUCCCUGCAUUGCAUUGGGACAUUGUACAUCCUCCCAAUACCGCGCGCUUCGUAAACAAUCCUACAGCAUUUGGUGUAGCAUCACCCGACUUUCACGCAUCCGCCUUCACGCCCGAUACUGUCCGUAAUGUUCCAUGCACCUCGAGACACCCCAUCCUUCAGUAUUGGAUGUCUCCCGGACGGUGGGGUCCUCUCGUUAUCCACGAUUUUGACACGAUAACCGUGCGAGAGGUCCUACAGCAGAUAUUCACGUAUCUGCAUAGUCCAUUGACUGAGGUAGAGGUUAAUUGGAUCUCCCAGACGCGUCCGAAUCGGAAUCGGUUAGAACUGGCGAAGUUCCAUAGGAAUCUUGAUGUGUUCGGAUGGCAACCGCUCGAUGGAACGUUUCUGAGGUCCGAUCUUUUGGGGGGUCAUCGACGGUUCCGUGGCCUGGAGAUGGUGCUCGAACAUGGGGAAUGGAAACUAUGUGUGGACUUUAUUGCAGGACCUGUGCCUCGACUAUGGGAUACAAUCUGACACAGUCAUGAUGCCUUCUUUGCUCUCAGACGGUGCUUUUUGUUAAGCUGCUUACGAC
Molecule: messenger RNA, 1244 nt
Organism: Guyanagaster necrorhizus
Lineage: Eukaryota; Fungi; Basidiomycota; Agaricomycetes; Agaricales; Physalacriaceae
Exons: 2
Coding region: 86-1186 (366 amino acids)
Source: RefSeq, a predicted model, not a curated record